Molecule: messenger RNA, 1503 nt
Organism: Huiozyma naganishii CBS 8797
Lineage: Eukaryota; Fungi; Ascomycota; Saccharomycetes; Saccharomycetales; Saccharomycetaceae
Gene: GLK1
Product: glucokinase
Exons: 1
Coding region: 1-1503 (500 amino acids)
Biological process (GO): glycolytic process; glucose 6-phosphate metabolic process; intracellular glucose homeostasis
Cellular component (GO): mitochondrion; cytosol
Molecular function (GO): ATP binding; glucokinase activity; mannokinase activity
Source: RefSeq, a predicted model, not a curated record
AUGUCCUUCGAAGAUCUGCACAAGGCCACCGCACACCAAUUGUCUGCUGCUGUAGACUCCAUCUGCAAGGACUUCGAGGUCGAUGCCGCUAAACUGGACGAAUUGACCGCCUACUUCAUCGAGCAGAUGGAGAAAGGGCUGGCGCCGAUCCAGGAUAAACAGACCGACAAAGGUUUGCCCAUGAUCCCCACGUUCGUCACCGGGAGCCCCAACGGUACCGAACAAGGUGUCCUGCUCGCUGCUGACCUGGGGGGCACCAAUUUCAGAGUGUGUUCCGUCACUUUGAACGGGGACCACACGUACUCUAUGGAACAGAUGAAGUCGAAGAUUCCAGACGAGCUGCUAGAGGACGAGAACGUCACCUCGGAUGACCUGUUCGGGUACCUGGCCCGCAGAACAGCUGUCUUCUUGAAGAAGUACCACCCAGACGCAAUUGCACCCAAGGCCGGUGGUGCCGCCGCGGAGUCCCUGAAGUUGGGAUUCACCUUCUCGUACCCUGUCGACCAAACGUCGUUGAACUCAGGGUCCCUUAUCAGAUGGACCAAGGGGUUCAACAUCCCAGACACCGUCGGGAAGGACGUCGUGCAGUUGUACCAGGACCAAUUGACAGAGCAGGGGCUCGACAUGGUCAACGUCGUCGCUUUGACGAACGACACGGUCGGUACGUUCCUGUCCCACUGUUACACCUCCAACAACACCGACUCGCUCACCUCAGGGGAGAUCUCAGAACCCACGAUCGGGUGUAUCUUCGGUACGGGGACCAACGGGUGCUACAUGGAGGAGAUCAGCAAGAUCACCAAAUUGUCAGACGACGCACGCGAGAAGCUGCUCAAGGAGGGGAAAACCCACAUGGUCAUUAACACCGAGUGGGGGUCCUUCGAUAACGAGUUGAAACACCUCCCAACGACAAAAUACGAUAUCGACAUCGACCAGAAGUACACUCCAAACCCAGGGUUCCACCUGUUCGAAAAGCGUGUCUCAGGGAUGUUCCUGGGUGAAGUUCUAAGAAACGUGCUUGUCGACUUGCACGCAAGGGGGCUUAUCUUCGCGCAGUACCGCACCCAGGCACAGUUACCUCACCGCUUGCAAACGCCUUUCGAGCUAGACUCAGAGGUGCUUUCGCACAUCGAGAUCGACGACUCCACGGGGCUCCGCGAGACGGAACUUUCCCUGCUACAGUCCCUCCGCCUACCAACAUCCCCCUCCGAGCGUAAGGAGAUCCAGAAACUGGUCCGUGCCAUCUCAAGAAGGUCCGCGUACUUGGCAGCGGUGCCCAUCGCCGCGAUCACCAUCAAGACCGGUGUCCUCAACAAGAGGUACCAUGGUGAAGUAGAGAUUGGUUGCGACGGGUCCGUAGUGGAGUACUACCCUGGGUUCAGGUCCAUGUUGAGACACGCACUUGCACUAUCUCCCUUGGGCUCAGAGGGUGAGAGGAAGGUUCACUUGAGACUCGCUAAGGACGGGUCUGGUGUAGGUGCCGCCCUGUGCGCCCUGGUUGCUUAA